This is a messenger RNA of Meloidogyne enterolobii, 1494 nucleotides long. The record is from the annotation of a GenBank genome assembly. Lineage: Eukaryota; Metazoa; Nematoda; Chromadorea; Rhabditida; Meloidogynidae.
AUGUCAGAAUUGCUUCAAGGAAUUGCCAGUCUUACAAAAAGUGUACAACAAACCCUCAACAGCUAUGAAGUGCGCAAAUUGGGCGAUAAAGUUCAAGGUUAUGUUAUGAAUUUUACUGAAACUGAGCAGAAAGUUCGUGAGGCUACUAAUGAAGAUCCUUGGGGACCAACAGGGCCGGAAAUGCAAGAAAUUGCGAGUUUAACCUUUCAGUAUGACCAAUUUACUGAGGUUAUGGGAAUGUUGUGGAAGCGUUUGUUACAGGACAAUAAAAUGGCUUGGAGACGUGUUUACAAGUCCUUAAUUUUGCUCAAUUAUUUGCUCAAAAAUGGGAGCGAACGAGUUAUUUCUACAGCCCGUGAUCAUUCUUUUGAAAUGCGGGCUUUGGAAAGUUACAAAUGUGUUGAUGAAAGAGGAAAAGAUGAAGGGGCAAAUGUUCGUCAUCGUGUCAAAUUAAUUUUGGAAUUAUUAAAUGAUGAUGAAUUGUUGAGAAAUGAGCGUCGUAAAGCAAAGGCUGAUGGGAGAGAGAAAUACCAAGGAUUUUCUAAGGAUGAUAUGUUAUAUAGAGGAGGCUCUAAUUCCUCAAAAUUCGAUUCUUUUGAGCGCUGGAAUGAAAAGAAAGUUGAAAAGGAUGAAAGAGAAGAGAAACAAAAAGAAUGGAAAUCAACUUCUCGUAGCGGUUCUAAUAGUGCCCGAAGGGAAGUUACAGCCUUUGAUUUUGAUACAGCGGAUAAUUCACGUUCAAGAGCAAGUGGUUCUCCGGAAUUGGGAAUUAGAGAGAGAACGCCAGAACCUUUAGAUGAGGCAGAAGAUGAAGAAUUUGGUGAUUUUACAUCUGCUAGAGCUGCUGCCCCAACAAAUGGAAAACAAACAAUUCCAACAUUUUCGUCUUCAAAAAAUAUUUCUUUGGCUAAUUCAAAACCUGUUGGUGGCGGUGGUGGAGGUGGAGGAGAUGUUGAUUUUUUAGGUUUGGAUUUAAUUGGAGAUGUUCCAACAACCAACAAACAAACAAAAAUUCAACAAAAUUUUGGAAAUUUUGAUCCUUUUUCUUCAUCAAAAAAUUUACCAGAAUCUAACAUAAUAUUUAUUGAACGUCCAAAGUCUCAACAACAACAACAGUCAAUAUCUCCAAUAGCUUCACAAAAUGUGAAUACUACUAAUUUUGUUCAAUCAACACCUUCAAUUCCUUCUGCUGCUCCAGAACUUUUGGAUUUGUUUUCGGCUCCAACACAGCCAAUAAUACAAAAUGGUAAACUUUUUUUUAUAAAUUAAAUUUAGUUGUCCGAAAAAUCAAAAAUUUUUACAAAAGACUAGGCUUUUCCGUUUUUUAUAAAACACGUUCAUAUCCACAUAGCUUUUUUUGAUAGUUUUUUUUUGGGAAAGUUCACUCACGUUCACACACAUACAUAGUUGCGACUUAUUUAUUAUAACUUUCAGAAAUUUCGAAGAAAAGGGUAAGGAAUGCUCCAGACACAGUGGGCUUAGGUCCUGAUAAGA